Messenger RNA from Gekko japonicus, 1602 nucleotides. It is a transcript of the gene REN, whose product is annotated as renin. The transcript has 10 exons. Bases 1 to 1602 code for a protein of 533 amino acids. Lineage: Eukaryota; Metazoa; Chordata; Lepidosauria; Squamata; Gekkonidae. Gene Ontology annotation, biological process: angiotensin maturation. The record is from RefSeq and is a predicted model, not a curated record. Gene Ontology annotation, molecular function: aspartic-type endopeptidase activity.
AUGCCAAACCCCAUAAGCGGUCGCUGCCCAGCGGAACUCCUCAUGGGUCGGAGACCAACAAUCCUCCUGGACCGCCUACACCCUGAUCGGGCUCCCGAGCCACAGAACUCCUCCGAGCAGUGGGAAGCGCCUCGCGGGUUCUUCCCAGAGGACCCCGUCUUAGCCCGAAAUUUCGGAAGGGGCCCGGAUUGGAUCACCGACCGCAUCAUUCAUCCCACUGGCACUGUCAUGUACGACGUGUCGACUGAAUGUGGGCAGGUCCUUCGGAGGCACAUAGACCAACUCUGUCGGCGCAUGCUCAUGGAGCACCCAAGCACACAGGUUCCUGAUCAGUGGGCAAACCCAGAGGAAGAUACAAGGAUACACAGCUCUGGAGUGAAGGUUCCACCAAUGAAAGGCAGCAGCACAAUGCAACACUGGUGUACCUUUGCGGUAGUUGCCUGCUUCCUAUGCUUAUCCAGCAAUGCCUUCCGAAGGAUUUCACUCAAGAAAAUGCUGUCAAUGCGACAGACAAUGCAGGAGAUGGGUGUGAAAGCAUCAGACGUCUUCUUGUCACUGAAGAAUAAUGAACGCUCUUCUGGCAUGGGGCCCCAUAACAGAACAGCGCCCACCAUCCUCACCAACUACCAGGAUGUGCAGUAUUAUGGUGAAAUCCUCAUUGGCACACCACCCCAAACCUUCAAAGUAGUUUUUGACACUGGUUCUGCUAACCUUUGGGUGCCAUCAUACAAAUGCUCCCCAGUGUUCAGUGCUUGCGUUUCACACAACCGCUAUGACUCCUCAAAAUCAAGCACAUACAUUGAAAAUGGAACCAAAAUUGCAAUCCAGUAUGGACAAGGAAACAUGGGAGGUUUCCUUAGCCAGGACAUUGUCACAGUUGCUGAUAUUCCUGUCUUCCAAGAGUUUGCAGAAGCCACAGCACUACCCAACAUUCCUUUCAUCUAUGCCAGGUUUGAUGGGGUGCUUGGUAUGGGAUAUCCCAGCCACGCCAUAGAUGGUGUUAUUCCAGUGUUUGACCGGAUUAUCUCACAGAAGAUCCUGAAGGAGGAAGUGUUCUCUGUCUACUACAGCAGAAAUUCUCAGUCAAACACGGGGGGAGAAAUCAUCCUAGGAGGCAGUGACCCCUCUUACUAUACAGGAGACUUCCACUAUCAUAGCAUUAGCCAGAAAGACUACUGGCACAUUGAUCUUCAAGGGGUGUCUGUAGGAGGUGAAAUGCUGUUCUGUCAAGAUGGUUGCACAGCAGCUGUAGACACUGGGACUUCCUUUAUUAUUGGUCCAGCUAGUUCUAUAUCAGUCCUGAUGAAAGCCAUUGGAGCUACCUUGAUUUCAGAAAGAGAUUAUGUCGUUGAAUGUAGCAAAGUCCAGCUUCUGCCUGAUAUUUCUUUUACCUUCGAAGGUAUACCCUAUAAGCUCAGUGGCUCUGCCUACACCCUCCAGCAUUCCGAUUAUGGGAGUGGCCUCUGUGUUGUGGCUUUCUCAGGUUUUGACAUCCCUCCUCCACUGGGCCCCCUGUGGUUUUUGGGUGCCAGUUUCAUUGGAGAGUACUACACUGAAUUUGACCGGAAGCACCACCGGAUUGGCUUUGCCAAAUCCCUCUGA